This is a messenger RNA of Racocetra fulgida, 768 nucleotides long. Lineage: Eukaryota; Fungi; Glomeromycota; Glomeromycetes; Diversisporales; Gigasporaceae. The record is from the annotation of a GenBank genome assembly.
AUGAAAGUUGCUACCAUUGGACUUUUAGCCGCUCUCGUCGCGACUGUUGCUGCUGAACCAUACUACGAAAAACGUUACUACGAACGUGACGCUGAACCAUACUACGAGAAACGUUACUACGAACGUGACGCUAGCCCCUACUACGAACGAUACUACGAACGUGACGCUCAGCGUGAAAGGGACGCUCAACGAGAACGUGACGCCAGCCCCUACUACGAACGAUACUACGAACGUGACGCACAACGAGAACGUGACGCCAGCCCCUACUACGAACGAUACUACGAACGUGACGCACAACGUGAACGUGACGCCAGCCCCUACUACGAAAGAUACUACGAAAGAGACGCUCAACGUGAAAGAGACGCUCAACGUGAAAGGGACGCACAACGUGAACGUGACGCCAGCCCCUACUACGAACGAUACUACGAACGUGACGCACAACGUGAGAGGGACGCACAACGUGAACGUGACGCCAGCCCCUACUACGAACGAUACUACGAACGUGACGCUCAACGUGAAAGGGACGCUCAACGUGAACGUGACGCCAGCCCAUACUACGAACGAUACUACGAACGUGACGCACAAAAAGAACGUGACGCACAAAAAGAACGUGACGCCAGCCCCUACUACGAACGAUACUACGAACGUGACGCCCAACGAGAACAUACUACGAACGUGACGCUCAACGUGAAAGGGACGCUCAACGUGAAAGAGGCGCCAUCUAAGUUUAUUAGAUUUUUCGUUCCCCUUCACAAUAAUGAGGCCUAG